Messenger RNA from Enhydra lutris kenyoni (northern sea otter), 2470 nucleotides. It is a transcript of the gene NFE2L2, whose product is annotated as nuclear factor, erythroid 2 like 2. Bases 138 to 1958 code for a protein of 606 amino acids. The transcript is spliced from 5 exons. Gene Ontology annotation, cellular component: nucleus. The record is from RefSeq and is a predicted model, not a curated record. NCBI's taxonomy places the organism in Eukaryota, Metazoa, Chordata, Mammalia, Carnivora, Mustelidae. Gene Ontology annotation, molecular function: DNA-binding transcription factor activity, RNA polymerase II-specific; RNA polymerase II cis-regulatory region sequence-specific DNA binding. Gene Ontology annotation, biological process: cellular response to oxidative stress; regulation of transcription by RNA polymerase II.
GGACUAGCGAGUGCUGGGGAUCCUGGAGGAGCUACCGCUGCUGCUGCCGCCGCCGCCGCCGCCCGCUCCGCGCCGCGCCUCGGCAGCUGGGACACAGCCGCCGUCGGGGAGCGCCAGAGCACGGUCACCAGUUCAUCAUGAUGGACUUGGAGCUGCCGCCGCCCGGACUGCCGUCCCAGCAGGACAUGGAUUUGAUUGACAUACUUUGGAGGCAAGAUAUAGAUCUUGGGGUAAGUCGAGAAGUAUUUGACUUUAGUCAACGCCGAAAGGAGCAUGAGCUGGAAAAACAGAAGAAACUUGAAAAGGAAAGACAAGAACAACUCCAAAAGGAGCAAGAGAAAGCUUUUUUUGCUCAGUUACAACUAGAUGAAGAAACAGGUGAAUUCCUCCCAAUUCAGCCAGCCCAACACAUCCCAUCAGAAACCAGCAGCUCUGCCAACUACUCCCAGGUUGCCGACAUUCCCAAACCAGACGCUUUGUACUUUGAUGACUGCAUGCAGCUUUUGGCAGAGACAUUCCCGUUUGUCGAUGACAAUGAGGUUUCUUCAGCUGCGUUUCAGUCACUUGUUCCUGAUAUUCCCAGCCAAAUGGAGACUCCAGUCUUCGUUGCUCCUAAUCAGGCUCAGUCAUCCCAGACUCUCCUCGUUCAGUCAGUCAUUGCUGAUCUAGACAAUAUGCAGCAGGACAUUGAGCAAGUUUGGGAGGAGCUAUUAUCCAUUCCAGAAUUGCAGUGUCUUAAUAUUCAAAAUGACAAACUGGUUGAGACUAACACAGUUCCAAGUCCAGAAACCAAAAUGACAGAAAUCGACAACAGUUACCAUUUCUACUCAUCAGUGCCCUCGCUGGAAAAAGAAGUAGGUAACUGUAGUCCGCAUUUUCUCAAUGCUUUCGAGGAUUCCUUCAGCAGCAUCCUCUCCACAGAAGAUUCCAGCCAGUUGACCGUGAGCUCAUUAAAUUCAGAUGCCACAAUAAACACAGAUUUUGGUGAUGAAUUUUAUUCUGCUUUCAUAGCAGAACCCAGUAGUAGCAACAGCGUGCCCUCCUCUGCUACGUUAAGCCAGUCACUCUCUGAACUUUUUAAUGGGCCAAUUGAUGUUUCUGAUCUAUCACUCUGUAAAGCCUUCAAUCAGAACCAGCCUGAAAGCACAGAAUUCAAUGAUUCUGACUCUGGCAUUUCACUCAACACAAGUCCUGGCAUGGCCUCACCAGAACACUCGGUGGAAUCUUCAGUCUAUGGAGACACACCACUUGGCUUCAGUGAUUCGGAAAUGGAAGAGAUAGAUAGUGCUCCUGGAAGUGUUAAACAGAAUGGUCCUAAAACACAGCCAGUACAGUCUGCUGGAGAUACAGCCGAACCCCUGUCCCCAUCUCCAGGGCACAGCGCUCCUGCACGUGAUACCCAGGGCGAAAACACACCAAAGAAGGAAUUGCCUGUAAGCCCUGGUCAUCGGAAAACCCCAUUCACAAAAGACAAACAUUCGAGCCGCUUAGAGGCUCAUCUCACAAGAGAUGAGCUAAGGGCAAAAGCUCUCCAUAUCCCAUUCCCUGUUGAAAAGAUCAUUAACCUCCCUGUUGAUGACUUCAAUGAAAUGAUGUCCAAGGAGCAGUUCAAUGAGGCUCAGUUGGCAUUAAUUCGAGAUAUACGCAGGAGGGGUAAGAAUAAAGUGGCUGCUCAGAAUUGCAGAAAAAGAAAACUGGAAAAUAUAGUGGAACUGGAACAAGAUUUGGAUCAUUUAAAAGAUGAAAAAGAAAAAUUGCUCAAAGAAAAAGGGGAGAAUGACAAAAGCCUCCAUCUACUGAAAAAACAACUCAGCACCUUGUAUCUCGAAGUGUUCAGCAUGCUCCGUGAUGAAGAUGGAAAACCUUACUCUCCUAGUGAGUACUCCCUGCAGCAGACAAGAGACGGCAAUGUAUUCCUUGUGCCCAAAAGUAAGAAGCCAGAUAUGAAGAAAAACUAGAUUUGGGAAGAUCUGACCUUUUCUGAGCUAGUGGGUUGUUUUGGGGGUUUUUUUGGUUUUGUUUUUGUUUUUGUACUGUUAUACUAAAAGCUCCUACUGUGAUGUGAAAUGCAAAAAUAUACUUUAUAAGUAAUUCUACGCAAAAUUGUAGUCAAAACUAGUAUAGAAAAUAAUUCAGACUUUAAAAAGCAUUAAAAUAAUUCAUCAGUAUGCUGAAUCAGUAGUUUCACUUUAACUGCAAACUUAAUUUCUUAGAACACCAUUUGGGCUAGUUUCUGUAUAAGUGUAAAUACUACAAAAACUUCUUAUUUAUACUGUUCUUAUCUAAUUUGUUACAUUCAUAGAUUUAUAUGAUAUCUGGCUAAAAGCAAAUUGUUGUAAAACUAACCACUAUGUACUUUUUUUUAUAAAUAUUGUAUGAACAAAAGCAUUUUUUUAUAUUAAAUUGUUUAGCUCUGGCAAAAACCAAUUUAGUUGAAAAGCUGGUACUAAUAAAGGAAUAUUACUGUUAA